Aphanomyces astaci is the source of this 1516-nucleotide messenger RNA. RefSeq lists its product as hypothetical. NCBI's taxonomy places the organism in Eukaryota, Oomycota, Saprolegniomycetes, Saprolegniales, Verrucalvaceae. The record is from RefSeq and is a predicted model, not a curated record. Gene Ontology annotation, molecular function: protein binding. The transcript is spliced from 4 exons. The coding region runs from base 1 to 1461 and encodes 486 amino acids.
AUGACGCCAUCGCAGGUAGCAGCGCGCAAGGAGCGUCCAUCGCUCGAUCCAUCGACCGCCCAGCGCCUCGCGAAUUUGUUAAAGUACCCGUUCAAGCUGGGCACGUCGGGACAAAGUUACACUCGACGCAGCAUGAGCGUUGACGUGGAUCAUCGAGCACAAGAACGUUGGGCAAGUCCUCGUCAUAGCAGAUCGUUUCAUUUGGACAGUUUGGUUGAUUCCGUGUGCAUUGACGAGGGUGUUGAGGAAAUCGAUUUCCUGAACGGCACGACGGUGGCGCUGCGUGACGGUAGCCAUAUCAUUGUCCCACCGAGUCACGUGCCGUCUUCAGUGCCAUCCAUCCAUUCCAUGCACAAACAUCCCACCAACGUUUGCAUUCUCACCGUACAGUGGCAGAGCGGUGCCCUUGGAUUGAUGCUUCAGAACAUUGAGAACCGACCCGUUGUCAAGGCAUUCACCGACGAAGUCGACUGGCAUACGAAUCCGCAGCUGACUCAGCUCCUUCCACGCGACGAACUCGUGGCUAUCAAUGAAACAUCGGUGAUCCUCCUCGGAUUUGACGCUGCCAUCGAUCGGCUACGACACGUUGAAAAGCCUGCGACCCUUCAGUUUCGACGUGUCCUUGUCCAUGACUCUACCAGCCAGGGAGUCGUGCCGCAUGCAUCUCCUUCCGACGAGUCAUUUCUGUUGUCGUCGCCAAUAUGGGGCUAUGGUAAUACUAGUAGCAGCAGGACCAGCCUGUAUACCCCGCCGACAUCGAUGGUGCCCAUAUUGCAGCAGCAUUCGAUGCCCGCAAGCGACGUUGACAUAGACGACGCGCGGGAGAGCCUGGGUAAAACCGAGUUAUUCCCACUCUCGACAACACACAACGUGUUCACAAUGUUGCGGUGGUCGGGUGAACCGCUUGGCAUUGCGUUGCAGAAACAUCCGACAAGUGGGCACUUGGAGAUCAAACUCUGCACAGGGGGCGGACUGUCGGCGUCGCACGGGUGUCUGGCUGUGGGCGACGUGCUGGUCUCCGUGGCUGGCGUUCCCAUGCAAACGUUUGGGCUCGCCACAUGCCUCGACUUUCUCAAUGCCACGCAAAAGCCCGUGUCCAUGGUCUUUCGCCGCCACGGAGCUAACCCCCCUCCCCCCCGUACUGAGCCCCCCAAUUCGGCAAACAAUACCCUCCUCACCGACGACGAUGAUCAAGCCCCUCAAGAAUACACCGUCGAGUGGGACGUCAACAUGUCGACACGACUUACGCUCCAACCCAUGUUUUGCAAGCACAACUUGGUGCUGAUUGUUCUAAACGUUCACGCAUCGUCGAUGCCCCAAGAACGCGUUCAAGUUGGAGACAGACUCAUGGCUAUCAAUGGCCUCGUCGUGAAUGAACUACCUCUGGAUACAGUCAAAGCCAUGCUGGCAGUGACGGCACAGCUCACGUUCCACCACCAUAUCUCGACUUGGACUGUCUAACCCUUCCCUUCACUACCUAAAAUAUAUUUUUCCACUCGAAUACGUAUUGUGGACA